Messenger RNA from Ectocarpus sp. CCAP 1310/34, 1293 nucleotides. The record is from the annotation of a GenBank genome assembly. NCBI's taxonomy places the organism in Eukaryota, Phaeophyceae, Ectocarpales, Ectocarpaceae.
CACAGCGGACACACCAAGACAUACGUGCUGCUGAUGGAGGGUGGCAAGCGAGAUGACACCCUGUUUCCGAUGACAGACCAGCGAAUUUCUUCGCAGCCAGCAGCAACAGAUGCUGGGGCGAGAGAGGUAGCGCGGAACAGCAUCAUCGGAGCUACGAGCGGCGCUGUCUUCGGAACCGUGCUGGCGACGUACCGCGGACAUUCCGUGCCGUUCUACGCGGCGAGCAUGGGCACAAACUACGCCCUGGCCUCCCUGGCGUUCUUCGGUACAGAGGCGUUGAUCCGAAAAGCUCGCGGGGACAAGCGAGACGCGCUGGGCUACGCCGGCGCCGGCCUGACGACGGGCAUGGCCAUGACUUUGCCGAUCGGGGGGCGAUACCAGGCGCUGGUGGCCGGGAUUGCAAUGGCAGGGGCGGGGUACGGGGGCUUCUACGCGCACCGGAGAGCAAGGGCUUAUCUGGACGAGCUGGGGCAGGAGGAGCUCAGGCGAAGAGAGAAAUUAAAAUCGAAAGGGCGCAACCAGGCGAAAGGCGGGCCCAGUAAACGCCACCAGGAGCAGCGAUAGCGUAACUAACAACGAAAAAUUGGACCGGGGGUUGCUACGAUCGUUUGUGGUUGUUGCGUUUGGGUGUGGAUUGAGUUGAGGCGGGGCGAAAGGCAGAGAGAGGUCAUGACGGGUUUGAGGAAAGAGUAUUCAUUUGUGCUGUACAAUCCAUAUGAUUUUGACGUUUUCUUCAGUACGAAACUUGCGUCCGGUGCGUUUCAUCUGUGUGCGGUGAGGAGAACGCUGCUGCUUAGAUUUCUAGACCGAGCCGGUCAGAUUAGGAGCCGACCAGCUCUCUUAACAUGCUCCACAGUCCACCGGUUGAAUGUCUUGUAGAAGUACUUUUUAUUCACUUGUCAGGUGCGUGGGGCCUUUUGCACUGGUUCCCGCUCGAGUCAUGUCGGGUGGGGCUCUCCCCCGGCGGUACUCCGACGGCGGUGUUGCUUGCAGGACUGCAAUAUCCGACAGCUUGGAUGUUCUUUUUGUCUUACCGGCAUCGAAUACCGUAGGGGUGGCUAUCUGACACACCUGCAUGAGGUCGAUCCUGUCGGCCAGUUCGGAGUUCGAAGCCCACCUUGCUCUUUUUGCUCCCCCUCUGUCUUGGAAGAACUCGGUGUCGAAACAUGGGCGCACAACUUGCAUUCAACGCUCGUCGUGUGUACAGAGCGGCUUCAGCAAAUCCUCUGUAUUUUGUUGCUGCGGCACCCAAGGUGUCAUUGUUUGUUUCGGAGGAGUUCCUUGGAUGCAGUC